AUGGCGGGAAGCAUUUUACCUAAAACACUAGUUGGCCAUGAAAAGGGGGGUAUAGCUUUCUUUUGGAGCUGGUCGUAUUGGAGUACUUUUGCAUUGACCUGGGCUGUGGUUCCCACUAUUCAGGGUUAUGAAGAUGCUGGAGAUUUCACGAUGACUGAAAGACUAAAAACUAGCAUGCGAUAUAACUUAUUCUUUUACACGUGUGUGGGUUCGAUUGGCCUUCUUGGGCUUAUUCUGCUUGUCAUUAUGCAUGGAAACUGGAGCGGUGGUAUUGUGGGCUUUGCCAUGGCCUGUUCAAAUACCUUUGGGCUUGUAACUGGUGCAUUUCUUCUUGGCUUUGGUCUGAGUGAAAUACCAAAGAGCAUCUGGAGGAAUGCAGAUUGGAGUAACCGCCAAAAAGUUCUCUCCCAUAGGGUUGCAAAAAUGGCUGUGAACCUUGAUGAUGCUCAUCAGGAAUUUUCAAAUGUGAUUGUGAUUGCACAAGCAACAUCAAAGCAAAUAUCCAAGCGUGACUUUUUAAGACAAUACAUGGAUGUCAUUGACAGGAUGCUGCUUCAAAUGAUACGGGAAGAUCCUUCUUUUAAGCCAUCUGGCGGUAUGUUUGGAGAGAAUGAUAUGGAUUAUGAUACCGAUGACAAAACGAUGGCUGCACUUAGGCGGCGGCUUAGAAAAGCUCAAGAGGAGUAUUACAGAUACAGGAGUGAAUACGUUGCCUCUGUCAUGGAGGCCCUUGAGCUGGAAGAUACAGUGAAGAAUUAUGAACUUCGCAACGCUACUGAAUGGAGAUACGUUUCAAGUUUAAGAGGAAGACAUGCUGGCAAGUUUGGGUCCUUUCUUGAUACAAUAGAGCUGGUUUGGCGUUGCAUACUAAGGAAGCAACUGGAGAAACUCUUAGCUGUAGUGCUUGGUUGCAUGUCAGCUGCUAUUCUCUUGGCCGAGGCUACAAUUUUGCCAAGUGGAGUUGAUCUAUCUUUUUUCUCCAUUCUUAUAAACGCAGUGGGUAAACAGGAGAUGGUGGGACAGAUAGCAGCAUUUGUUCCUCUGAUGUACAUGUGCAUCUGCACAUACUAUUCCUUGUUCAAGAUUGGGAUGCUGAUGUUCUAUUCAUUAACACCACGACAGACAAACUCAGUCCGCUUGCUUAUGAUUUGUUCAAUGGUCGCGAGAUAUGCACCUCCAAUUUCUUAUAACUUUCUUAACCUCAUACGUCUUCGAGGCACCAAAACUGUUUUUGAAAAGAGAAUGGGAAAUAUUGACGAUGCUGUCCCUUUCUUUGGAAAAGGAUUCAACAAAAUCUAUCCACUUAUCAUGGUUAUCUACACCUUACUGGUUGCAUGUAAUUUCUUUGACCACGUAAUUGAUUAUUUCGGUAGAUGGAUAAAGAUCAAGUUCCAAAAUGAGGAGGAGGAUAUGGACGGUUAUGAUCCAUCAGGUGUAAUUAUCCUGCAGAAAGAGAGGUCUUGGCUUGAACAGGGACAUAAAGUUGGUGAGCUAAUCAUACCAUUGGCAAGGAUCUUCUACAGUACGAAUGAGGAUGUUGAGUCUGCCAGUGAACUACCGGAAGAGGAUAAGCAAAAAGUUGCAGCUGAUAUUCCAUCCAAGGAAGUUCGCAAAGGGAGUCAACCAGUGGCCCCAAAAGAACAAGAAACCGUUACAAAUAAACCACCAAGACUAGAAUCUAAAGAGAAGUCAAAAUCUCAUGAUUCACUCUUAUUACUCGAUGAAGUAAAUGCACAGAUGCAGUCCAGAAACUCAGGUGCAGGUCCAUCAAUGCGAGGGGUAUCUGAUGCUUGGGUAUCAAUGAAGAAUGGCUUCCAGAAGUUCAAGAUCAAAAUCGAGCAGAAGAGGUUUGUUCCGCUGCCUAAAGAUCAAGAAACUUUGCCUCGUACUGCCUCCUCUUCUGAGCUACUUGAUGAUAUCUUUGAGAAACUGAAACAAAAGCCAACAAGGAGUCCUGCAGUUGGGUUGGAUUUUGAUGAUCGGGAUAAUGAUAUUCUUCCGAAGGCAGCUAGAUAAUAUUGUUCGAUACAUGUACAGACUCGAGCAACAUAUUUUCUGUAGAUACCCUGGGUACUGAUAGAUAUGUAAACGUACAUUGCAGAUAUAUUUUGAGUUUAUAUUCGCAAAGUGAAGAUUGGCA
Molecule: messenger RNA, 2140 nt
Organism: Asparagus officinalis (garden asparagus)
Lineage: Eukaryota; Viridiplantae; Streptophyta; Magnoliopsida; Asparagales; Asparagaceae
Product: LMBR1 domain-containing protein 2 homolog A-like
Exons: 14
Coding region: 1-2016 (671 amino acids)
Cellular component (GO): membrane
Source: RefSeq, a predicted model, not a curated record